GCCAAGAGACUUGUCCCUUUAAAACACAGUUCGACUCAGCGUAACCUAAUUGCCUUAUGUCGACAGAGAGAGAGAGAGUGAGAAGAAGACGAGGACUGUAAAAAGAUAGAAGGCAGGGAGAAAACAAACGGAAUAAUAAAAAGCCUAUCUCGCUUGUCGACUGAAACUAGGAUUUCAAAGCCAGACAGAGUGACAUUAGUUGGGCGUCAAGUGAUACAAGUUUACAAGAGCUUCGAAAGGAAGCGAGUGAGACUAAGUGAACUAUGUUACAUUUGUCUGAGUCAGUUGUCUGAGUGGCUGGAAUUUAGCUGCACAGAGAGAGAAACUUGCAGAUACAGCUCCAACUACUGCCUGGAUUCAGGAAACUCAGCAAAUACGGACUACAGUGUUACACACUGAAAUAUUUUUACUAGUGAAAAAAGCUCGUUUGUUUUGGAAAUAUUCUCAAGGAUUUCUACUACUCCAGACAGCAGGCUGAAGAGAUCCCAGAGAUGAUUAGCUGUAGAAGCUGAGACUUGACGAGACAGAGGAUCUUGAAUUAGGUGCUAUUCUAAAAGCCUAACAGGCUGUAUAGUAUUGGUGUUGAAGACAGGUGUGUAGUCUUCCCUUGGUCUUUGGUGUGUGGCCUUCUCUGUGCUGCAGUGGAGGGCUUCACAGACACAGCUACUGUGGCUGGAUGCAUCACGCAGUAGAGCAGUUUGGCGGGCGUGGCACACGGGACUCCUUCCCUCUGGACGGACUCAGCCGGGUACCAUGGCCUCCCGUGGUCAACCGCCCCACCUGGGCGCAACCUGCCAGGUGUUCGCCAGGUGUCAAUCAACACCAACUCCUCCCCCAUCCAGCGCCAAGUCACAUGGGCGGACUGAACCAUCCCAGUAAAUUCUUCAAUAAUGGGCCCAUGCAAGUUCGUGGCGGUGAAAAGCUGGAGCUGUCCCAGGCCAUGUUACCUAGCCUCCAGAGAGGGGACCAGCAACGCCCCCUUCCUCCCCCCCACCGGGUGUGGGAGCAGUUGGGUCAGCUGUAUGACUCCCACCCCCCUCCUCAUUCACUUGUACCCCUACCUAGCGACCACGCACCCCGCCUGCACAGUGGUGGAUAUAGCACUAGGCCUCCUACCCACCUGCCUUCCAGACCCAAUCAGCUACUGAAGUAUGAGGGUCCUCAGGAGCAUCAUGUUCCCAGGGGUCCAGCAUCACUGGGUGAUGAUAUGUGGUCUCAGGUUCAGCAGCAGCAGCAGAGGGGUUACCCAGGGAAAAUGUUGGGGGGGCAGCUGAAGAGGCCGGCCCCCCCUCUGGGGGAGCACUCGGUCAUCCAGCACACCCCGCCCCCCUCCCUUCACCCCUCUCGCCCCAAUGAGGACUGCCCCAGUCCUAGCAAGAGGAAGAGGAUGGGGAGCUCUGAGCAGAUUCCUCACCCCGGCACGCAGAGGUUCUCUGGCCCAGGGGGACACCCCCUGCCCCCCCAGCAGCAGCCCCCGGCCCACCUCCCCCCUCCCCCACCCAAACCUGCCUUCUGGAACCCCAUGCAUAAGGGGAACGCCCCCUGGGCCCAGCCCGAACGCAGGAACGGGCCUUCAGAGUUCCAGAUCAGAACUGACUCAGCCAAGUCAGGUCUGGGUGGCUACACCUACAAACCUCCCCCUCCCUCUGCCCCCUCGCCAAUCUCCCCACCCCGCAUCUCCUCCCUGGGAGACUACCCCAGGGGCGCGGGGGCCCCCCACUCCACAAGCCCCAGUUCCCACCUCAGGCCUCAAUCACCCCACCACAAUAACCACCCCCAGUACCCCAAACAACCAGCUCCAGCCCCGCCCUCAUGGGAUGGAGCCCCGGGGAGGUCCUCCUACCCCCAGAGAGGCCCUACAACUGGGGGCCGAGGAAUCCAACAACCAGCCCCUCUCUCAUCCUCCUCCACCAACGCUCCAGCAAGGGGGGACAGUAGAGGAGAAAGGGACAGUAGGGAGCCCCCCAAACCUCACCAGCAAACCACACCGGCGUGCCUUACAGCCACAACCCCACCCCCACUUCCGCCCCACACGCCCACAACCCCGUCCUCCUGCCCUGCCUGCAGCACCGCAGUACGUCAGCAGCACAACCCACCACCCCACACCACGAGGCCUGGCGGCCCCAGGGCCAGGAGUCAGGUCUCUAACAGGGCAGGGCCGGUAUCUCAGGGGCAGCAUCAGAACCAGGUUCGGGGAGACCCGGGGUCCUGCGGCCCCUCCAGCAUCAUCAGCACCCGCCGCCCCCAUCAUCAGCCCCGCCUCAGCCUCCCCAUACUCCUACAGGACGCAGUCAUCACCCCCACCUUCACCCCCCAGCCCCCCUGCUCACAGUCACAUAACAACCGCUACAGUAGUAGUAUGACUGGACCUGCACUCUCCACUGUGACCACAGCGCCGCCUGCUGUGUGUUCAGCUAACAACACCCCCAGCAGCAGCAGCAGGAGAGGCAGGGAGACGAUGGGAAUGCUCCACCAGACCUCAGUUCCAUCUCAGCUGGAGAGGGACCCAGAGAGGGGGCCCAUCCACCCCAUGCUGCACCCAGGUUAUCAGGGAGCCCGUGUGGGCACUGCCAGCCACCCUCACCCCCAGCGGGCACCACCCAGGCCCCAGCAGCAGCCUAGCCACCACCACCAACCGUCUGUCCAGGGGAAGGGUUACUACGGACGGCCUGAGCCUGAUCGCACUCCUUCCUCUUCGUCAUCAUCCUCAGGACACCAGAGGGCAGGGGAGAGCGUCAUCACCAGCAGAGGGUCUCACCCCAACCCCCUCCCGCAGACGACGGUCACUAGCUCACCCCAUGACCGCACCAUGACCGCCCCCCAAACCCAAACGGUCAACUCUGCCCCUCAGCCAGCCUCCAAUCCCUCUUACUCCAGACUCUGUGCCCAGUCUACACCCCAGCCCCCCCAGGCUACCACCACCUCAGCCCAGGGGUAUCUUAACUCUCGACCCCAGCCACCUCCACCCCAGCCCCCCCAGGCUACCACCACCUCAGCCCAGGGGUAUCUUAACUCUCGACCCCAGCCACCUCCACCCUCAGCCCCCCAGUCCAUGGAGGAGGCCCUGGAUAAACUGGAUGCUGAGCUGCAGGGUCAUAUGCAGGAGGAUGAGGAGAGGAAGAGGAGGAUGGAGAGGAAGGCAAAGGAGGAGAUGAGCAGGAGCAGUAAGGGGAGAGAGGAGUCCGCCAUUGAGAGUCUGGAGAGACUCCUGUCAGGCAGCACUUCUUCUGCCCCACCUCCUCCUCGCCUGUCCACUGUCUCCAACUCCUCCUCCUCCUUUGUCCUACCUCCACCCCCCAGCCAGUCCUCCUCCUCGCCCCCCUACCCCUGGCUGAGUCGGGCCGGGGCACCCCCUUGUCCCCCAGGCCAGGCACCACCGUCUCCCGCCCCCCUGGAGAGGUCGCAGCCGCCCCCUCUCACCCCCCAGACGGAGUAUGCCAGGGAGAAGCAGAGGCAGAGGGAGAAAUGGGGUGGGAGUCCCCCGUCGUCAUCUCACAGUAGUAACGUUACCUCAGGGAACAACGCCCGGUCCUCGUUGGGGCUUUCCUACCCUAACAACCCCUCUGCUGUUACCUCUUACCCCAACCACCCCUUAAAUAACACCACCAUGCGAGGCACCCCCCGUCCACCCAAAGACACCCCCCAACCCAAGGAGAAGGCUAGUCAGCAGGCCAGAGGAGUGAUGGGGGCUACAGGUCCCCUCCACAGCUCCAUCAGCAUCACCCUCCGAGAGCCCCCCAAACUCUUCCAGGCUUUCCCCAGGGACAGCCUUUCGUCCGGGACCAACCCCUCCAGAACCACCAGCAGCACCUCCAGCACAGGGGGUCUCCUCCACAAGCGCAUGCCCAGCGGAGGCCUAGGCAGCCUGGGUAGCAGCGCCAGCAGCAGCAGCAGCGGAGACUCGGACAGCGCCCAGUUUGAGGAGGAACCAUCGGAGCUCUCUACGUUACUCCCAGACGGUCUGGCCAACAUCAUGGCCAUGCUGGAUGAGUCCAUCAAGAAAGAGGAGGAAUCUUUCUAUAGCAGCGACCGAAACAGAGCCAGACAAAACAUUGUCAACACCUUCUCUGAUACCAUGCCACCGGAUAAGAGCUACCUGUGUGCCCCGGACCUCAUUCCGGCGCCCAAGCAGCAACCGCAGGACGACUUUGUUGGAGCGAACCUCCACGCCAGCCCCCCCGUGCUGAGCCGACAGGGCUCCCUGGCCUCCCCCUGCAGUCGGACCUCCUCCCUCAACGAGGAAGAGGAGGAGGGUUGUCCCACCCUGAAACCCGCCCCGGAGCUCCACAAGCCAGCCGUCCCUCUCAACCCCAACCCCCAGUCGGGGACAAACUACCGCCACAGCGACCUGGCUAAACUCUACGGUCUCCCGGAGCCCGCGAAGAGCGAAUGCGACGACGAAGAUGAGGAAGAGGAGUCGGAGACCCCGUCCAGUUCCCCUCCCCCGCCCCAGAGGCCCCACCUCCACCAGACGGGGGUGAGCAGCACCUUCAAGUCCCAGGCCGCCCUGGAGAACCAGAAGUACACCUACAGAGGAGGUCCGUUUGGCCGCCCGCCCCCCUCCGCUCUGGGGGGAGUGAAGUACUCCUCUUCCCUCUCUCUGGGUCCCGACAUCCAACAGCAGCAGAAUAGCACCUCCCCCACCUCCGAUUCCACCAAUCACCCGGGCUUUACACCGUCGUUGACCCCGCCCCGAAAGCCCCGCCCACACUCUCCCUCCAACUGGGAGGCGAAGAGACAGGUCAAUAUCAAGAUGGAGGAGCCUGAUAUCUGGAGAGAUGGGAGGGAGGCCAUGGAGAAGAGGAUCCAUUCCUCAAACGAAGAGUCACAUUUGAAUCCCCCCACACAAUCCAUCAAGAUGGAGCCGAAAGAAGAGAUGAAGCUCACUACCAUCUCUGAGUCUUCUCUGGCCGAGCUGGGCCGGAGCUGUGAGGUCUUCCUGACCCGGCACUCCAACUCCCUCCCCAGCAACAACACCUCAGACAGGACCAAGACUGAGCUGAAACACGAGGACAGGCACCACAAGCCUGAGAGAGAGMGGGAACGAGACAGAGAGAGAGACGGAGAGACAGAGAAGAAGAGGAAACACGGCAGCAGCAAGAAACACCAGGACAGGAAAGAGAGGAAGAAAAAGCACAGAGAGAAACGAGAGGAGAUGUCCUCCUCCCACUCCUCCUCUUCCUCCUUCCAAUCCAGUUCCAAUUCCAAACGGCACAAGGAGGGCAAAGUUCACAAGGAGAAGAAGGAGCACCUGCGGAUCCUCGGGAACCUGGACCUCCAGAGCAAGGAGAUCCGGGAGAAGGACCGCGACCACGUUCACUCUGACAUGGAGAGAGACCGGAAGAGGGGGAAACAGGCCGGUUCCACCAGCGGAGACGAACCCUCAGAAUGGGCGUCCCAUAGUAGAAGUGAGAAAAGUUCUGGUGUCAUGUCCUCUUCUCAGGGCAGUGAGGUUGGAUCGACACUGCAGGGUUCGGCUGCUGACUUCAUGAAACUGAAGGCCCUGUCGGACGGGCCGCCCAAGGAGCUGAAGAUCAGGCUGAUCAAGGUGGAGAGCGGAGACAGAGAGACGUUCAUCGCCUCGGAGGUGGAGGAGAAGAGGACACCCCUGGAGGAGAUCAACAUAAACAACACAGCCGCAGAGGUCACACGGGCCUGCAAGGGUGCGAGGGUGAAGGGGAAGUUCAGAGAGUCCUACCUGCUCCCUGCGUUCUCUGUCAAGCCCCUGUUUACCACAGAGCCCAUCCCACGGGAGAAACUCAACCCUCCCACACCAAGCAUCUAUCUGGAGAGUAAAAGAGAUGCCUUAUCCCCAGUACUACUGCAGUUCUGUACAGACCCCAAGAACCCUGUUACUGUCAUCAGAGGACUGGCCGGAUCCCUACGACUCAACCUGGGUCUGUUCUCCACUAAGUCUCUGGUGGAUGCUAACUCUGAGCAUGCUGUGGAGGUGAGGACCCAGGUACAGCAGCCUGCUGAUGAGAACUGGGACCCGAGCGGCACGGGGCAGACCUGGCCCUGUGAGAGCAGCCGCUCACACACCACCAUCGCCAAGUACGCCCAGUACCAGGCCUCCAGCUUCCAGGAGAGCCUCCAGGAGGAGAAGGGGAGUGAUGAAGAAGAUGAUAACGAAGAUGAGGAAGACAAGGAGAAGAAGAGUAAGGAGACUAGCUCUGAGACAUCUAACAAAGACCCCACAAGCAAAGAGGCUACCAGUACCGAGCUGAAACCAGUGGGGAAGAUCAUCAAGUUUGGCACCAACAUUGAUCUGUCAGACCCCAAGAGGUGGAAGGCCCAGCUGCAGGAGCUCCAGAAGCUACCAGCCUUCAUGCGCGUGGCGUCCAGCGGUAACAUGCUGAGCCACGUGGGCCACACCAUCCUGGGCAUGAACACGGUCCAGCUCUACAUGAAGGUCCCCGGGAGCCGCACGCCUGGCCACCAGGAGAACAACAACUUCUGCUCUGUGAACGUCAACAUUGGGCCUGGAGACUGCGAGUGGUUCUCUGUGCAUGAAAACUACUGGCCGGCCAUCAACGACUUCUGUGAAAAGCAUGGAGUAGACUACCUGACCGGUUCCUGGUGGCCUGUUCUGGAGGACCUGUACCGCUCCAACAUCCCCGUGUACCGCUUCAUUCAGCGACCAGGAGACCUGGUGUGGAUCAACGCAGGGACCGUCCACUGGGUCCAGGCUGUGGGCUGGUGCAACAACAUCGCGUGGAACGUGGGACCUCUCAACUCCUACCAGUACCAGUUGGCCCUGGAGAGGUUUGAGUGGAACGAAGUGAAGAAGGUCAAGUCCAUCGUCCCCAUGAUCCACGUGUCCUGGAACGUGGCCCGCACCGUGAAGGUCACCGACCCAGACACAUACAAGAUGAUCAAACACUGCCUGCUGCAGUCCAUCAAGCACAUCCAGGUUCUGAGAGAACAGCUGGUGACAGCAGGGAAGAAGAUCUCCUACCAAAGCCGGGUGAAGGAUGAGCCAGCCUACUACUGCAACGAGUGUGACGUGGAGGUGUUUAACCUGCUGUUUGUGACGUCUGAGAGUGGCAGCAGGAAGACCUAUGUGGUCCACUGUGAGGACUGUGCCCGCCAGAGGAACCCCAGCCUCUCCAACAACGUAGUGGUGUUGGAGCAGUACCGCAUGGAGGAGCUAAUGAGUACCUACGACACAUUCAACCUGGCUGCAGCACCCAGUUCACGGUGAUGAAGAUCCUCCACGUCUCGCAGCCAUAACCAAAACUCCUGCCAGACAGGACUAAACACACCUUUUAAAAUGUCUUUUAACCUUUUUUCCUUCAUUAUUUAAGAUUUUUUUUACUACUACUUGCCGAUCAAAACAGCCAAUCGAAAACCAGUUUACUACUCAUCAUCACUGUUUACAAAACCAAACCGCCAAUCAAACUCCAGUUUACUUUUGUUGUCUACGGUGCUCAAGACCAGCUUACUGGUUUCUGGAGGACUUGAAAAAACGGAAAGGCAGUUGGUGCUAGCUACCAUUGUAAACAAGCAACUGGGUGGACGGUUGUCAUCAAUGGCAUGAAUUUGUGUUAUUUCCGGAUUUCUUAAAACAAAUUGUCGUCUUGAAUACUGAAAUGUGUAAAUGCUGUUUGUAUUUUUUUGUGGGGUGCUGUUUUUUUUCUAAAAUAAUUUAUUUUCCUUUUUUUUAAGACUAGAUCAGCCUAGAUAUAUACCACAUUGGCCUUGUGACUUGUAUUUAGAAGAUAAAUAAGAUGGAAAAUACUAAUAAUAGAGAGAUGACAUUUUUCUAAAAGCAUUAAGAAUAAGAAGACACUUUUUGUUUGGAAUGCUUCGAAACAUACGGGUUUUAAAGACAAUUUUGUUUUUUAGUUCUUGUCUUUCUGACUCUUGUAUGUGUUGUAAAUUUUGUGUUUUUACAAAUGUAUAAUGUUUAUUUCCUUAGGAGAGAGAAAGAAGGCAAUUGUCACACCUCUUUAGGAGUACAUCAGGUCUUUGUUUUAAUGAAUUGUUUCCAUUUUUCAUUGUGAUUAAUAUUUCAGUUGGUGUAAUAAUUAAUUGUGUUGUACCUCUGAUUUCAUUUUGUUUAGAGUUUUUUUUUUUAUAUACAGAUUUAUUCUUUUUUUGGGGGGGGGGGUUGUACAUUGUUCUUUUUUUAUUUAAAAUGUGUCUCGUAUUUAUUGGAUGUCAAUGUUCUCCCCUUGUUUUUAUUAGGGUUGUACAAGUUUGAAAGGUUUUUUAUGGUGAUUUCUAAGUCCUCUGUCACAACUGUGUUACAGGAGGACAAGGUUUUCUCUGGUGCUUCUUCUGGUUCUAUAUAAUAAAUGAUAUUUCUAAUGAAUAUAACUUACACCUUCCCCUGUAGUUGCUAGGAUACACAGCUGAGGUAGAAAAUUGACUAACGGAAUACUGUCUUUGUAAUGCGUGAAAAAAACAAAACUACAUUUUCUGUACAUUUUUCUUUUCUUUUUUAUCUGAGAAAAUGUAAUUUAGUUUUUCAACCUUUUUAGGGGCCUUUAGAUUACAUGAAUGAUUUAAAUAAUAUCUGUUGGAGUAUUGACAGCUCUCUGAUGAACAAUUUCUUAUUUUUAUUCCUUAAGAUGAGAAUUCUAUUUUUCCUGUUCCAAAAUACCUUUUCUUUUCCUUCUCUUUGUGGUCAUUCAUUUUAAACUGCACUGUUUAGAGAAUUCACAGACACACACACACACACACACAUACACAACAAACUGAGCCAGACAUGUCUUAAACACUUUGUGAAUUUAUGUGACAUUACUAUGACUAUUAUUAAUAAAUAAAUGCUUUUGAUGAAGCCACAUUUGCAUAUAUUUUUUUGUAACUUUAAAAUUAAAUUGAGGGUACUCACCUCAGCUGAACCGCUAA
Salvelinus sp. IW2-2015 is the source of this 8856-nucleotide messenger RNA. NCBI's taxonomy places the organism in Eukaryota, Metazoa, Chordata, Actinopteri, Salmoniformes, Salmonidae. The record is from RefSeq and is a predicted model, not a curated record.